CCGGGCGAUGACGUCACUACCAGGCGCCCGGCGGCAAGUUGGCCGGGCCUUGGGCUGGCUUCAGCGGGGCAAAAAUGUCGAUGGCCAGCGAUUUCUACCUGCGCUACUAUGUAGGGCACAAGGGCAAGUUUGGACACGAGUUUCUGGAGUUCGAGUUUCGGCCAGACGCAGUUUUUGCUGUUAUAGAGUGAAUUUUUUUCCGCUCCCCACAGGAAAGCUUAGAUAUGCCAACAACAGCAAUUACAAAAAUGAUGUCAUGAUCAGAAAGGAGGCUUAUGUGCACAAGAGUGUAAUGGAGGAACUGAAGAGGAUUAUUGAUGACAGUGAAAUUACAAAAGAAGAUGAUGCAUUGUGGCCUCCCCCUGACAGAGUUGGCCGACAGGAGCUGGAAAUUGUAAUUGGAGAUGAACACAUUUCUUUUACCACAUCCAAAAUAGGUUCUCUUAUUGAUGUAAAUCAGUCAAAGGAUCCUGAAGGCCUUCGAGUAUUUUACUAUUUGGUGCAGGACCUGAAAUGUUUAGUUUUUAGUCUUAUUGGAUUACAUUUCAAGAUUAAACCAAUCUAAAUUGUAUGUUUUUGAAGCUGUUUUUAUAUUUAAUUAAGGGAUGGGUUUGUCAUAUACACUCUUGGGAUUUUUAUAAAUGUGAAGGUUUUUUUUUUUUUGUAUGCCAACUAACAAUAAGAAAAUACAUAAACAGGCUUAAUGGUUAUUCUCAGCUUGGGUCCAAGUGGUCUGGAUAGUUCUCACACAUGAAAUUCUGUAAAUAAAAGCAACCUUUUGUUGAAAGUUUGCUGUAAUAAAACAUAUCAAAGCCUG
Mustela lutreola (European mink) is the source of this 817-nucleotide messenger RNA. It is a transcript of the gene MAGOHB, whose product is annotated as mago homolog B, exon junction complex subunit. The record is from RefSeq and is a predicted model, not a curated record. Gene Ontology annotation, biological process: RNA splicing. Gene Ontology annotation, cellular component: nucleus; exon-exon junction complex; catalytic step 2 spliceosome. Lineage: Eukaryota; Metazoa; Chordata; Mammalia; Carnivora; Mustelidae. The transcript has 5 exons. The coding region runs from base 8 to 565 and encodes 185 amino acids.